AUCAUCUGUGUUCCGGGCCAUAAACAUUUUUAAUAAUAAAUAAUAAACAAUACCAAAAUAUAUCCUCAAAUCCAAUUUUUCUAUUAAGCACUUGAUCUGCUAUUGAUUCCAUGCCCACAGAGCUCAACCAAAAAGCUGGCCUUACUAUUCAGAGGCAAAACCAACAAAAAAAGGGAAAAAAAAGUAAGGCCUUUAAAUGAAGAAACAACUAUGAAGAUUAUUUCAUUUCUUGUGCAUUGCGUCUUUCUCGAAGCUGAGGCAAUAAAACUUGAAUUUUGCAGGUAAAGAUGAACAAAUCUGCAGUAUUUUCAUCAUAUGAAGCUGCAGGUUAUUGCAGCCAUGACUUUGAUUAUCAAGCAGAUUUUACUCAGUUUUUGGAAGAAGCAAAAAAAAGUACAUUCCAAAAAACACCAACCACGCCACAAGUUAGUGAAAAACAGUUGAACCCUGCAAAAAAGAACAAGAAAUCAUGGAAGACAUCUCUGUUUUUCUGGUUGAAAAUCGAGAAGAAGGAUAACAAACCCGGCCAGAACAGAGAAAAGGCCUUCAAGCCCAAAAACGGGCAUGUUUCGGGCCCAGUCCACCUAACUACAGGCAAGAAUACCGCAAGCAGAGCCCGCAGGCCCGCAUCGGGCCCGCUCACGAGUAUUUUCAGCCCAACAAAAGGAGCAGAUGAGUAUGAUAGGGUGCCUUAUGUGUGUCUUGGCCAGAUUAGUGAGCCCCCCAAGCUUCAGUCAUAUGGGCCUGUUUACUUGGUCACAUAGCAAAAGUUAGAUUGGAUUUUGAAAGUGUUGUUUAGAUUAGUUGAAUUGAGAUUAGAAAUUCUUGAUUUUGGUGUUUUGGAUGUUUGUUCUGUGCAAAGAAUAAUGUGCUUUUUAGUUGGCUCAUAAUGGCUAUUCAAGCCUGGCUUUUAUGAUACAGUUGGGUUCAAUCCUGUAUUCCCUAUUUGAGAGUCCAAUUUUUGCUAAUUUUUGCUUUUUUUGUUCAGUUGAAUGCUUAGAGUAACUCAAUUAUAUGUGGAAUAGGGGAAUUAGCUAGUGGGCCUUAUAAAUUUAGGAGAAGAAAAAUGUAUUUGGG
Messenger RNA from Striga asiatica, 1077 nucleotides. The record is from the annotation of a GenBank genome assembly. Lineage: Eukaryota; Viridiplantae; Streptophyta; Magnoliopsida; Lamiales; Orobanchaceae.